Molecule: messenger RNA, 3750 nt
Organism: Spirodela intermedia
Lineage: Eukaryota; Viridiplantae; Streptophyta; Magnoliopsida; Alismatales; Araceae
Source: the annotation of a GenBank genome assembly
AUGUUGUCUGAUAAUUUUCUUAUCUGUGAUUUUGUCUUAGCUAAAAAUUUUCAAAAGCACAAAAGGAUUGGCAUCUGUUCAGAUUCCCUGCUUUAUCAAAUUGUUCAAUCCCAUUGUUGAAUGUUUUAAUCACAUUCUUGUAUCUUGCACUUUUCUUUUAUUUUACAAGAAGAGGUGAACCCGUGAAUCUGUUGUGUCGGAUUAAACUAAUAUCAUUCCAUCAGGCAUUCAAUUGGGAAUCCCAUAAACAUGAUUGGUGGACUAAUUUAGAAGCGAAGGUACCGGACCUUGAAAAAUCUGGUUUUACUUCAAUCUGGUUGCCUCCUGCAACUCAAUCGUUAUCACCUGAAGGUUUGCAGAUUUCUAACUGCUAUGCCAUCUAGCUUUCUUAUUCAAAUUUCCUUUUUCCAUUGUGUUUUAGUAGGUUGAUUGUACUUCUUUUAAUAUUUUUUUGAAGGUUACCUACCCCAGAAUCUCUACUCCCUUGACUCUUCGUAUGGAUCUGAGAACCUUUUAAGGACUCUAGUACAGAAACUGCAUCACCACAACAUCAGAGCAAUGGCAGACAUAGUCAUUAAUCACCGUGUUGGGACAACGAAAGGAAAAGGUGGGGCAUACAACCGCUAUGAUGGAAUACCAUUAGCGUGGGAUGAACACGCAGUCACAUCUUGUUCUGGCGGACUUGUAAGUUCUACUGCUAAGAUUUAUUUGCUUAAAAUGUCGAAUUCGAGCUCUUUUCUAGGUUCUAAUGCAUCAAAUUCAGUCUUAUGGUAAAAUGUGCCAGACUUCUCAACCUUAUCUCUUCAACAUGAAUCUAUAUUAGUGACGAUAAUCCGAAAUUUUCUUUGUGCUGCAUCUUAUGAAAUGUUCUUCAAUACUCAAUAUAAGUCAAAGCAUAUUCAUGAGAAUCUAUAUUUUUAACCAUUAAAUCAGCUCUCAGAACAAUAAAUUAAUGCACAAAAAGCUUUUUAGGCCAUUGUGUUUGGCAUAAAUGAGGUUAUUCUAAGUAACCUGGCGGUGCCUUGAUGUGACCCAGGAUUUUUUUUCCUCUAGCUGUAGCGAUGGAAAUUAUGUAUUAUUGGAAUUAUUUAUAUGUUUAAACGGUGCAAAAUUUUCCAUGUCGAUACUUACGGUAAGAAAAUUGUCUCGAUAUUCAGUUUAUUUUAUUAACAGCAUAAAAAAUUGACAGGGUUACUACAAAUAAUAAGAAAUUAUAUGUGAGAUCUUCACCAACACAUUUGAUUCACAUUGCAGGUGUCCUCAAUUUGUGUGAGAUUUGGAUAUAUCUUAUGAGCAUAAGUAAAUAAUAUCAUCUCUAAAAGGGUUAUUAUUUUUAAUGUAGAAUUAUACAUUUAAACUUCAUGUAUCUUUUUUCAUUAAAAGUGUUGUGGGCAUCAAAAUUAUCCAUAACCCUUUCAGAUAAAAUGGACAUGUUAGGCCUCAAGUUCUGUCUUAGAACUCCCUGAUGCUUUCACUCAUCAUAUAAAGCCAUGCAAAAAAGAAAAAAAGAAAAAAAAAAAGACCAGUCCUACAACAUGAAUUCCAUUUGAUGAUUUUGUAUCAGUAAUAAAUAUGAAUAUAUAAAGAUUUAGCAAGGACCAUGACAGAAUAUGCACAGCACUGCUAACACGUUUUCUAACUCCUAUCAGCCGUUUCACGUGCAGGGGAGCCGAAGCACUGGUGACAAUUUUGACGGUGUUCCGAACAUAGACCACAGCCAAGAUUUUGUACGGACAGAUAUCAUUGAAUGGCUAAGAUGGCUUCGUAAGAACAUUGGAUUCGAUGAUUUUCGUUUCGAUUUUGCAAAAGGGUAUGCAAUAAAGAUAUUUACCUCUUUAAUUAUAUAUAUUUUUUCUUUAGGGAAGCUCGUUCAGACUUUCUUAUUCUAUACUGUGUAGAUAUUCUCCCAAGUUCGUGAAAGAAUACGUAGAACAUUCAAAGCCGAUUUUUUCAGUUGGAGAGUACUGGGAUAGCUGCAACUACAGCCAAUCUAGCCAUAGCUUGGACUGCGAUCAAGGUACUUGAAACUCCCAUCAGUCAUGCUCUCCUUUUUGGUUUUAUCAGUAAACUGAAAUUAUAUCGGGAGGGAAACUGAAACACCUGAGAAGGAACUUCUUAUUCGGCAUUAAAAAAAAAAAAAACCUUUAUAAAAGCAUUCUUUUGUUUUAAUCACAUUUUUUGAUUAACAUAAAUAGGCGAUUAUACUACAGAAAUCGCAUAUUUUUUACCACAUAUUUAGCAGGUGCUUUUUAAAAUGUGGAGACUAGGCUCUUAUUUUUUUACAGCACCUGGUCUUAUUUUUCAUUAAAGGUUCAUAGAGAUGAACUGCACAUCGCCUUUAUUUCAGCCUACAAUAUAAAUUAGUAUUUAUUCAUUGGUUUUUGUUCCCUUAUGUUUGUCUAUUUCUUUAGAAAAACUAGGAACUUAUGUCGAUAUUACCCUAAAAUCUUCUUGGCAGCAAAUUUUUUUUGGAUGUAGCAGAGACGAAAAUCCCAUAAACAUAAUGAUCAAGUGCUGGUCGGAUGGACAGCAGAGGACUACCUAUCAUUAAACAUUGCUCAAAAUAUUCAAUCCAUCGAUGUUUCGUUCUUGUAAAAUUCCUUGGGCGCUAUGUUUUUCUCUUUUUAAAUUUACUUACGAUUAAAUUAAUUUUUCAUAGACACCCAUAGACAGAGAAUUAUCAACUGGAUAGACAAGACAGGAGGACUCUGCACAGCAUUUGAUUUCACAACCAAAGGAGUUCUUCAGGUAUCACCCCUACCUGUGCCUUUCCUUCUAACCCUGAAGAACCGAUACCCCCCCCCCCCCCCUCCCUACCGGUGAGCACUCCUUCCCAAUACAGGAAGCUGUGAGAGGCGAGUUGUGGCGCCUGCGCGAUUCUCAGGGAAAGCCUCCAGGCGUGAUGGGGUGGUGGCCUUCAAGAGCUGUGACCUUCAUAGAGAACCACGACACCGGAUCAACACAGGUGGGCCCCUUUUUCAGCAUGAUCCUGAAUGGGAGCUGUUGGAUUUUUUUUUUCCUUUUAUAUUCGAACCAGUAAUAAUUAUAAAAAUGAUAUCUGUUUCAGAUAUUGUCUUUCUUUAUGUAAAUAUGAGAAUUAGCUAAUAUCAUAUUGAAAAUAUUUUUUAUUUUUUCAGAGUCAUUGGCCAUUCCCUUCCAGCCAUGUCAUGGAGGUGUGUAUUUUUGUGAAUACGGCCACAUAUUUUUGUGAUUAUAUACGCUGAUUAUUAUUGAUUGAAUAUCCUAAAAAUUAUGAUAUCUACAGGGGUAUGCUUACAUUCUAACUCAUCCGGGGAUACCCACCAUCUUCUACGACCAUUUCUAUGACUGGGGAGAUUCCCUCCAUGACCAGCUCGUGAAGCUGGUAUCCUCACUCUCUCUUAUUUAUUUAUUUAUUUAUUUAUUUAUUUAUUAAUUAUUAUUAUUAUUAUUAUUAUUAUAUUUUAUUUUAUAUCAUCCACAAUAACAUACAGUUGACAGGAAUAUAAUAAUAAAAUAUUUUCGAUGGUAAUUAUGCUUUUUUGAAAGGGGGGUGGUUUUUUUGUGAUCCUCGUCCAGGUAGACAUCCGAAGAAGUCAAGGCAUCCACAGCCGUUCGAUGAUCAAAAUCUUGGAGGCCCAGCCGAACCUCUACUCGGCGAUAAUCGACGAGAAGGUGUGCAUGAAGAUCGGGGACGGCUCUUGGUCUCCGAGCGGCAGCGAGUGGACUCUAGCCACCAGCGGCCACAGGUACGCCGUGUGGCACAAGUAA